This is a messenger RNA of Salmo salar (Atlantic salmon), 6016 nucleotides long. RefSeq lists its product as uncharacterized. Gene Ontology annotation, molecular function: acrosin binding. Gene Ontology annotation, cellular component: extracellular matrix. The record is from RefSeq and is a predicted model, not a curated record. Gene Ontology annotation, biological process: egg coat formation; positive regulation of acrosome reaction; binding of sperm to zona pellucida. NCBI's taxonomy places the organism in Eukaryota, Metazoa, Chordata, Actinopteri, Salmoniformes, Salmonidae.
AAUCAACUUCACAUUCUUCAGCACCUGUUUAAUUAAUCAGGUCUGGACAAUAAUCAAGCUGAUUGCUGAAUGGGGUGGGGCCUUUGUCAGACAUCGUGGCUACAAAAUGGUUUGACAGACUCUGUGGAAGAAUUGACAAGAAUAACUCAUGUCCAUUUGGAGUGAUGGGGUUCAGGCAAGUGUAUGCAGUGCUGCUGUUGGUCGUGGCUUUUGGCUGUGUUGUUAGUGAUACUUGGGACUCCAGAUGGUUUCAUCCGAGAUUGGGGUUUCUGCAUGACGAUGAAGUUUCAGCGCAGUUUGACUCUCAGAAGCCAGUGCAAGAAGAGCCUGUGGGAGAGGACCCUGUGGGACAAGAACCUAGGGAGCCUGUUGUCGAGCCUGUGGGGCAGGAGCCCGGCGUCGAGCCCGUGGGACAGGAACCUAGCCAGGAUGAAGACCCUGAGAGCUUCCAGUCCAAGCAGACAGUUGAGAACCCUCUGACUUGGCUCUAUCCUAUGAUUGAGAAGCGUGAGCGUAAUUCUACAGUGUUUGAGCAGCUAAAGCAGGUGGCAGCCAACGGUGUGGUGGCUUGGUGUGGGGAGAGUGUGGUCCGUGUGCAGGUGAACCAGGACCUGCUGGGGAUUGGCCGGCUCAUCCAGCCAGAGCGUAUCACUCUAGGAGGCUGUGCUGCCACUGAGGAGGAUGCUGAAGCUCAUGUGCUCACCUUUGAAUCAGAGCUGCAUGGCUGUGGCAGUGAGCUGACGAUGACUGAGGAUGUGCUGAUCUACACCUUCACUCUUGUCUAUGAGCCAAAACCUCUUGCUAACACUUCUUUAGUGAAGACCAGUAAAGCUAUGGUUGAUAUUGAGUGCCACUACUUGAGGAAUCAUGACGUGAGCAGCAAUGCCCUGAAGUAUUCUGUAGAACCUAGCCAGCAUGUGGGCCGGGAACCUAGCGAGCAUGUGGGAGAGCAGCCUGUGGGCUGGGAACCUAACGUAGAGCCUGUGGGCCAAGAUCCGGUUGGAGAGACUGUUGGAAAGGAACCUAGCGAGCCUGUUGGAGAGCAGCCUGUGGGCCAUGACGCUGGAGAGCAGCCUGUGGGCCAUGACGCUGGAGAGCAGCCUGUGGGCCAUGACCCUGUUGGUGAGCAGCCUGUGGGCCAGGAAGCUAGCGACCCUGUUGGUGAGCAGCCUGUGGGCCAGGAAGCUAGCGACCCUGUUGGUGAGCAGCCUGUGGGCCAGGAAGCUAGCGACCCUGUUGGUGAGCAGCCUGUGGGCCAGGAAGCUAGCGACCCUGUUGGUGAGCAGCCUGUGGGCCAGGAAGCUAGCGACCCUGUUGGUGAGCAGCCUGUGGGCCAGGAACCUAGCGACCCUGUUGGUGAGCAGCCUGUGGGCCUUGACACUGGAGAGCAGCCUGUGGGCCAGGCACCUAGCGACCCUGUUGGUGAGCAGCCUGAGGGACAUGGAUCUAGCGGAGAGCAGCCUGUGGGCCAGGAUCCUAGUGAGGAUGUGGGCCAAGAUACUAGCGACCCUGUUGGUGAGCAGCCUGUGCGACAGGGACCUCGCGGAGAGCCUGCCGGUCAAGCGCCAGGAGAGCCUGUGGGCCGGGAACCCCGCGAGCAGCCUGUGGGCCAGGAUCCGGUUGGACAGACUGUUGGACAGGAACUUAGCGAGCUUGUUGGCUGGCUUUUGGGUCUAGAAACUAGCGAGCCUGUGGGCCGGGAAGCUAGCGUAGAGCCUGUGGGCCGGGAAGCUAGCAAGCAGCCUGUUGGCCAGCCUUUUGGUCAGGAACCUAGCAAGCCUGUGGGCCAAGAACCUAGUGAGCAUUUUGGAGAGCCUGUGGGCCAGGAACCUAGCCAGCCUGUGGGCCAGGAACCUAGCCAGCCUGUGGGCCAGGAACCUAGCCAGCCUGUGGGCCAGGAACCUAGCCAGCAACCUGUUGGAGAGCAGCCUGUGGGCCAGCAACCUGUUGGAGAGCAGCCUGUGGGCCAGCAACCUGUUGGAGAGCAGCCUGUGGGCCAGCAACCUGUUGGAGAGCAGCCUGUGGGCCAGCAACCUGUUGGAGAGCAGCCUGUGGGCCAGCAACCUGUUGGAGAGCAGCCUGUGGGCCAGCAACCUGUUGGAGAGCAGCCUGUGGGCCAGCAACCUGUUGGAGAGCAACCUGUUGGAGAGCAGCCUGUGGGCCAGGAUCCUAGCCAGCAUGUGGGCCAAGAGGCUGUGGGCCAGCAACCUGUUGGAGAGCAGCCUGUGGGCCAGCAACCUGUUGGAGAGCAGCCUGUGGUCCAGCAACCUAGCGAGCAGCCUGUGGGCCGGGAAGCUAGCAAGCAGCCUGUUGGCCAGUCUUUUGGUCAGGAACCUAACGAGCCUGUGGGCCAAGAACCUAGUGAGCAUUUUGGAGAGCCUGUGGGCCAGGAACCUAGCCAGCCUGUGGGCCAGGAUCCUAGCGGAGAGCCUGCGGGUCAUGAACCCAGUGAGCCUGUGGGCAAGCAACCUAGCCAGCAGCCUGUUGGAGAGCCUGUGGGCCAGCAGCCUGUUGGAGAGCCUGUGGGCCAGGAUCGUAGUGAGAUUUUGGGUAAUGAACCUGGCCAGCAGCCUGUUGGCGAGCCUGUGCGCCAGGAACCCAGCGAGCAGCCUGUGGGCCAGGAACCCAGCGAGCAGCCUGUGGGCCAGGAACCCAGCGAGCAGCCUGUGGGCCAGGAACCCAGCGAGCAGCCUGUGGGCCAGGAACCCAGCGAGCAGCCUGUGGGCCAGGAACCCAGCGAGCAGCCUGUGGGCCAGGAACCCAGCGAGCAGCCUGUGGGCCAGGAACCCAGCGAGCAGCCUGUGGGCCAGGAACCCAGCGAGCAGCCUGUGGGCCAAGCUCCUGGAGAGCAACCUGUGGGCCAGGAACAUAGUGAGGAUGUGGACCAAGAACCUGUUGGAGAGCAGCCUGUGGGCCAGGAACCUAGUGAGGAUGUGGACCAAGAACCUGUUGGAGAGCAGCCUGUGGGCCAGGAACCUAGUGAGAUUUUGGGUAAUGAACCUGGUCAGCAGCCUGUUGGCGAGCCUGUGGGCCAGGAACCUAGCGAGCAGCCUGUGGGCCAGGAACCUAGCGAGCAGCCUGUGGACCAGGAACCUAGCCAGCAUGUGGGCCAAGAGCCUGUGGGCCAGGAACCUGUUGGAGAGCAGCCUGUGGGCCAGGAACCUAGCGUGCCUUUGGGUCAGGAACUAAGCGAGCAGCCUGUGGACCAGGAACCUAGCCAGCAUGUGGGCCAAGAGCCUGUGGGCCAGGACCCUGUUGGCGAGCAGCCUGUGGGCCAGGAACCUAGCCAGCCUGUGGGCCAAGAGCCUGUGGGCCAGGAACCUGUUGGAGAGCAGCCUGUGGGCCAGGAACCUAGCGUGCCUUUGGGUCAGGAACCUAGCCAGCAUGUGGGCCAAGAGCCUGUGGUCCAGCAACCUAGAGGAGAGUCUGUGGGCCAGGAACCUGUUGGCAUGCCUUUGUGCCAGAAACCUAGCCAGGAUGAAGACCCUGAGAGCUCCCAGUCCAAGCAGACCUCUGAGAACCCUUUGACUUGGAGCUAUCCUAAAGUUGAAAAGCCUGAGCACAAGCCUACUGUGUCUGAGCGGCUGAAGCAGGUGGCGGCCAACAGUGUGUCGGCUCGGUGUGGGGAGAGUGUGGUCCGUGUGCAGGUGAACCAGGACCUGCUGGGGAUUGGCCGGCUCAUCCAGCCAGAGUGUAUCACUCUAGGAGGUUGUGCUGCCACUGAGGAGGAUGCUGAAGCUCGUGUGCUCACCUUUGAAUCAGAGCUGCAUGGCUGUGGCAGUGAGCUGACGAUGACUGAGGAUGUGCUGAUCUACACCUUCACUCUUGUCUAUGAGCCAAAACCUCUUGCUAACACUUCUAUAGUGAGGACCAGUGCAGCUAUGGUUGAUAUUGAGUGCCACUACUUGAGGAAUCACGAUGUCAGCAGCAAUGCCCUGAAGCCGACCUGGAUCCCCUACACUUCCAACAUGGUGGCAGAGGAACUCCUCUACUUCUCCCUGAGGUUAAUGACUGCUGACUGGCAGUUUGAGAGGCCCUCCAACCAUUACUAUCUUGGUGACAUCAUCAACAUGGAAGCCUCGGUCAUGCCGUACCAUCAUGUUCCCCUCCGUGUCUUUGUGGACCGCUGUGUCGCCACCUUGGCGCCUGAUGUCCACACUGUCCCUAGAUAUUCUUUCAUUGAGGACCAUGGGUGUCUGGUUGAUGCCAAGUUGACCGGCUCCAGCUCCCAGUUCCUGUCCAGAUCCCAGGAUGACAAGAUCCAGUUUCAGCUGGAGUCCUUCAGGUUCCAACCACAGAAUGAUUCCCAACAGCUCUACAUAACAUGUCAUCUGAAAGCAACUGCAGCCUCUUCCCCCAUUGAUGCUGAGAACAAGGCCUGCUCUUUCACAGAUGGCUGGAAAGCUGCAGGUGGGGAUGACCAGGUUUGUGGCUGCUGUGACUCCAGCUGUGCUGUAAGCAAGGCUAGACAUCUGGACAGUGAUUCAGAUGUGCAGAAGGAAGGUGAAGCUACCAUGGGCCCUAUCAUGGUCCAAGAGUAAUAUUACAAGAAUGUUGCCUUUUUUAAAACAGUUUUUAGGGGGAGAAUAAACCUAUUACAUUACAAUGUUCACAUCUAACUGGAUUUAUUUGGAAUUUAAAAUUAGGAAUUUUAUCAAAUAGGAAAAUGUGUGUAGCUGAUCACUCUUUAUUCACAGAACUUUGUCAUGAGCUACAUUUCUCAGGUUCCUAACAUUGCUACUGUACUGAAUUGUCCCCUGGGCCCCAUCAAUUUCCACGAGUGAUUUGUCAAUUGACUACUUGAUGUUUUGAAAAUAACAAUUUUUUUAAAGUGAUUUGCAUUCAUGUGCACUCGACUUGCGUGAGGGAAAGUCCAAUAUGUCAGUUUAGGCAGGAGGCAUUAAUGUCUAAACUGACCUCGGAACCAUUGCAGCUGUAACAGAAGAUCAUGGAGUGGACAAGAGGCAUGAUGCGUAGUGCUGAGAAACAGCCUGUGUUGCAUCAAUAUUAGUCAAAUGUUGAUUCUAGUGUAAAAAUGUACUACGGCCAAUGCAUUUUCAUGAGGUCUGUUAACAAGUGUCAUCAACCGCUGGAUGAACUUUCUGAGCUAAGGUUGUUCCUGUUAGCCAGCUAAAAAUGUGGCAUACCUGAAUUUUAAAGUGCAGUGAAAUGCUCAACAUUUACAUUACUUUCUAGUCAUUUAACAGAUGCUCCCAUCCAGAGCGACCCACAGGCGCAAUCAGGAACAAGGGCAGAUUCCCCCACCCAGCUGACUCGGGGAUCCGAACAAGUGACGUUUCGGCCAGGCCACCCCUAACCAUCCAAGACCCACCCCGAACCCGUAUUGUUAGUAGAAAAUUAUUGUGCAUUGGGGAAAAUAAGCAAGAUAACCGAGUCGGUUACCAAGAACCAAAUGGCAACUUCAUCUGAAGAAAAAUGUGUAUAAUUUACACACCUGACUUUAAGUGAAUGACCGACUUACCUUUGCAAGAAGUUGGAGUUGGUUUUCACUUCUCAAUUUGAAUUACCUUCGCCUUAGAAUUCAGGAGGUUGACGACAACACCCCUCAUUGAAUAUUCAAAGCAAGUUCAAAUAAGGGUAUGUAUCCAAAAAGAGGAAUAGGUGAAGCUUGACCGCUCCCAGUUCUAAAUUUGUUAGCAAUGAUCCCCAUUGUUAAGGUGGAGACAAGACCAUCUCAUCAUAUAUUAUCUCUGGCAGUGGUUUGAAGUACUUUAUUCUUUAUUUUUUAUUUUUGUAUCUGUGGUUUGAAGUAUUUAUAUUUUUGACUACAUUCCUAAAGAAAAUGAUGUACGUUUUACUCCAUACAGUUUCCCUGACACCCAAAAGUACUAUUUAGAAUUUGAAUGCUUAGCAGUAAAGGAAAAAGAUUCAAUUCACACUUACCAAGAGAAGGUCCCUUCUCUUCCCUACUGCCUCUGAUCUGGUGGACCCACUUAACAAAUGCUUCCUUUAUAAAUUAUGUUGGAGUGUGCCCAUGGCUGUCAAACGGAAUACA